GACUUCUUCCCCCCUCUUUUUUUUUACAGCGAUCGCCAUUUAAGGAUGCGAAAGUGACGUCGCGCCUCGCGCUGGAGACGUCGAAAAUAAAACGCGACGCGAUGCAAAUUGCGUGCAAGCGCGCCUGAAACUGUGCCAAGUUGAAGCCGCGUAGCUUCGACGCGGCGCGUGGGAUCUGUUCUAUUGAUAUCCGCCGAAAGACGCCGCAAUAUGCUGCGCUCGCCCGAAAACCUUCGGGCCGGGACGCGCAACAUACCGCUCUCCCAUUGGCAUGUAUCUUCGGAUCGAAGCGGCGAUAAUUCGUUGUUUACCGGCGUCCUGUUUACCGCAGAAGUCGCGCUCGCGCGCCACUAGUGAAGCACCGGGUAAUCCGAUCGUAAACUUUAUCGAAGAUACGGGCCUAUCGAGAAUGGGCGGUGGACGAUAAGCGCACCGGGGAGAAGCGAUUGUUACGUACAAUCGGAGCUCUCGAGGAUUGUAUAUAUUUAUAGAAUAGGCACAUCCACGCGUAACUCAUAUAUAUAUAUCGGAGCGCGCUGCAAUAAAAUUACACUCUCGCGCGACACGUGGCAGACAAAAGAAUGCUGCGCAACCCGUGGUCCCUUUGUGCUCUCCUGUCGCUGGCCACUCUGGCCCCGGCGCUGGAGAACGGCCUGGCCAGGACGCCGCCGAUGGGAUGGCUGGCCUGGGAGAGAUUCAGGUGCAACACCGACUGCAAGAACGACCCGGACAAUUGUAUUAGCGACCGCCUCUUCCGGACCAUGACGGACAUCGUGGUGGCCGAGGGCUACGCCGCGGCGGGAUACGAGUACAUCAACGUGGACGACUGCUGGCUGGAGAAGGAGAGGGACUCGAACGGGCAGCUCGUACCGGACAGGGAGCGAUUCCCAUAUGGCAUGAAGAGCCUGUCGGAUUAUGUGCACUCCAAGGGUCUCAAGUUCGGUAUUUACGAGGACUACGGUAACUACACCUGCGCCGGAUACCCGGGUAUAUUGGGCUACUUGGACAUAGACGCUGCCACAUUCGCCUCCUGGGACGUGGAUUACGUCAAGCUGGACGGAUGUUACUCGCAUCCCGUCGACAUGGACAGAGGCUACCCCGAGUUCGGGUUCCAUCUGAAUCAGACUGGGAAGCACAUGAUAUAUUCCUGCAGCUGGCCCGUCUAUCAGAUCUACGCCGGCAUGAAGCCCAACUACACGCUGAUCGCGGAGCACUGCAAUCUCUGGCGCAACUUCGACGACAUCCAGGACUCCUGGGCAAGCGUGGAGACUAUCAUCGACUACUACGGUAACAAUCAGGACGCGAUUGUACCCAACGCCGGCCCCGGGCACUGGAACGAUCCGGAUAUGCUCAUCAUCGGCAACUUCGGCCUGAGCUACGAGCAGAGCAAAACGCAAAUGGCGAUCUGGGCCAUACUCGCGGCGCCGCUGCUCAUGUCCGUCGAUCUCCGGACGAUCAGGCCAGAGUACAAGGCCAUUCUGCAAAACAAGAAGAUUAUCGCCGUGGACCAGGACACGCUGGGCAUUCAAGGUCGACGGAUAUACAAACACAAGGGCAUUGAAAUCUGGGCAAGGCCCAUUACCCCAGUCUACCAAAACUACUACUCGUACGCGAUCGCGUUCGUCAACAGGCGGACGGACGGCACGCCGUCGGACGUGUCGGUCACGCUGAAGGAGCUGGGUCUGCAGUAUCCCGGUGGAUACCGAGUGGAGGACCUGUACGAGGACGUGGAUUACGGAGUGCUGACGCCGCAGACCAAGAUCAAGGUCAAGGUGAACCCGUCCGGCGUAGUGAUACUCCGAUGUAAUCUGAACAUAGACGACGUGUUCCGCUACUCGCAGUUUGCGCCCUUUAAUCAGGUCUUUAAAGUUAGGCAAAAUUCAUUCGAAUGACCGCGCGUCUAACGUAUUACCUUAAUUUCUAUCGGCGCUAUCAUAUGCGCGCGUGCGUGCGCGCGCGCAUCACGUUCAAUAUUAACAUAAUCUAAUAUAUAAGGAAGAAUAGGAAAUAAAGAAUUUUGUAAACUUUA
This is a messenger RNA of Vollenhovia emeryi, 2029 nucleotides long. RefSeq names its product alpha-N-acetylgalactosaminidase. Gene Ontology annotation, cellular component: cytoplasm. Lineage: Eukaryota; Metazoa; Arthropoda; Insecta; Hymenoptera; Formicidae. The record is from RefSeq and is a predicted model, not a curated record. Bases 582 to 1892 code for a protein of 436 amino acids. Gene Ontology annotation, molecular function: alpha-galactosidase activity. Gene Ontology annotation, biological process: glycoside catabolic process; oligosaccharide metabolic process; glycosylceramide catabolic process. The transcript is spliced from 8 exons.